Dentiscutata erythropus is the source of this 396-nucleotide messenger RNA. The record is from the annotation of a GenBank genome assembly. Lineage: Eukaryota; Fungi; Glomeromycota; Glomeromycetes; Diversisporales; Gigasporaceae.
GAAGGUUGUUGGCAAGAAUCGGACUUUGUGAAGGUCGUAUGGGAAUCAAUGAUGCAAGCUGUUGACUGGGGUUCUCGUGCUGAACAAAUCGAAGCACAAGCAUUACGUCAAGUUAAACAAUGUUCCACUAUUCUUGGUGCAUUUUCAACUAAUCCGAAAACUGAACUUGCACUUGUACAAAAAGUUCAAACUUAUUGUUACGAAGAUACAAAAUUGAUGAAACAUUUUCGUCAAAUUGUACAAAUUCUAUACAACGAAGAUGUUGUCUCAGAAAGUGCUAUUUUAUAUUGGUUUGAAAAAGGUGCUGUAAACAGUGGCAAGACAGUAUUUUUGAAACAAAUGGAGCCUUUUGUACAAUGGCUUAAAACCGUCGAUAGUGAGUCUGAAGAAGACUAA